Suillus bovinus is the source of this 1950-nucleotide messenger RNA. RefSeq lists its product as uncharacterized. The record is from RefSeq and is a predicted model, not a curated record. Bases 192 to 1775 code for a protein of 527 amino acids. NCBI's taxonomy places the organism in Eukaryota, Fungi, Basidiomycota, Agaricomycetes, Boletales, Suillaceae. The transcript is spliced from 2 exons. Gene Ontology annotation, molecular function: protein binding.
CAAGCCAACUGAGAAUUUCGCGAACCGAGUCUCCGUUCUAAUUCCUAGCUCAAAGGCCUCUUAGCGAGAAGGAACGACUGUCCUCCUUCGCUGGCUAAGGCAGACUCUAGAGGGUUUGAACGGAAGUCUAUAACCGGCGAGGAGUCGCAUUGUUGGUGACUUGUUGUAGCGGUGGUGAACCUCUGGUCGAGAUGGCCGCUUCUCAUAACGGUCGGCUCUCGGAUGACAUCCUCCUUAUGAUCUUCAAGCUGGUAUGCGAAGAAGACCAAGCUGCCUUGAACGAUUAUCUCGAGAAAGAAAAUGUUCUCAUACACAGUCACUGGGACGAUUGGGGAGAAGAAUUUAUUCAUGGUGAUUAUGACCAGUGGAAAAUCGACCUAGCAGAUUCACUUAGCGCUGGCAAUGUGGAUGAACCUCCACCUCCAUCAACGCUCUCGCGAGCUAUGAGUGUUUGCAAGCAUUGGUACUCACUCGUAUCACAGACUCCAUCAAUGUGGACUGUACUGGAAAUCUCCUUCCGCGAAGGUGCUGCAGCUCUUGAACAUGCGCGGACAUUUCUCCAGCGUGGCGGGUCACGCCUCAUUUCAAUCACACUUCUUUGGGAUGACCCCGCUUGGAUUGUGCCACUAUGUGAAGAAGAGAUUGAGGGAGGAUUACCGCCCCCAUCGCAUGAAGAAAUGAUGGCCGGUGUCUAUCUUGGCUCGGUCAUUCAGGAGCUAUAUGCCCAUGUGCAUCGCUGGCGCGAGUUUACGCUCAGGACGACCUCCUUUGCCCACACACGUCAAGCGCUUUUGUUGAUGUCACGCCCAUCCGCUCAUUCUGCCCGUGGACUAGAAAAACUACAUCUUCAAUUCGUACACAAUCCACGUCAUGCAGUUCACUAUAUCAGCGAACCAUCGCUUUUCCCUGGCUCAACGCCUCCCGUCCGUGAUCUUGUUAUUUUUGGCAUAAGUUGGGCGUGGCCAUCAUCAGCCAUGUUAUCGGCUAAUCUCGUGGACCUGCGGAUCCAUUAUCUUUCUAUCAUGAAUGAAGGCAACGAUGAUGCAAACCACGGUUCUGAAGAAAAAAUAUUGUCGCAGUUCCUUGGCACACUCGUCAACCUCCGGACUCUGGCGCUCGAGGUGGACCUUUCAUCAUUUACUGCAGAAACCAUCGAGUUGCCUCGCUUGCAUAGCCUGGCUAUCAAGUCGAGCACAAUGUCAUCCUGGGCCGUGGAUUUUCUUCACAAUGUUCAAAUGCCUGAACUCCGGAUCUUGACCUUAUGUAUAAAUACAGAGGACUUCGAGGAGGAAAAUGUUGGAGAUAUCCUCGAUGAGUUGGUAAAUCUUACUGAUUCUGACGAGAAUCCUGAAACUCCUCUGGAGCUAGAUGAACUCCAUCUUUUUAAUUUCUCACGUGGUGUAGAUGUUGAUACGAUCCGUCGCCUGUUCACCCAGAUGCUCACGGUCGAAACAUUAACAUUGGGACCAGGGGCGAUCAACAAUGUCGCCCUGGCAAUGGGGCUGCUCCCCACACCCCACGGCGGACUGGCGGAGCUCCCUCUCAGUGGAAUUCAGACAUUUAUCUUGUUUGAUAUUCCAAAGUAUCUCAUACGGCAAAUCGUACUAGAACGACAGUCUCUCGCUGGUCCAAUGGAGGAGCUCUACUGUCGUUACCGUGAAGGCAAAGAAGCAGAUGAUUGGCAACGACAUGUCGAGAAAUUCCAUCGUAUCGAUAAGUUGAAGUCUGAUCGUUACACUGACGUAGUUGCCAGGCGGUGGUCAUAUUUAGUCUAGUAUCCCAUUCACUUACUAGUCGAAAUAGUAAACAUUGUAUAUUGUGAUCAAGUCAAACCCAUCUCAUAUGUCAACACAUUAGAAGUAAACUCAUUUGGAGCUCAUUAAUUAGCAUUCAGCGCGCGCAGCAGUGACAGGUAGGAUACAAUUUUAUUCGUCCUGGCUAGCAAGGAUG